UCUAGCGUAAAACAUCAGAACCGGGUCCGCUACUUAUUUUACGGCAUAAUACGUGUACUUGGUCUAUUCAACUGUAAAUCUCUCCAGUGCUUCAAUUUUGUAAGAAAUAAGCAGGGUUUGAUGGUUACUUGUACUAGUUGUAGACAGCAAGAACAAACUACUUGGAUUAGUAGUAGCAGCGCCGGUGGCCAGACACAGUCACACUCACAGUCUACUUGUUCCGUCCUAGCGGUCUAUUUGUACAAGAUUCGUAUCCUUGACCUAAGCCAAGGACGACUGAGCAUGGCAUUUCUGAAACGAGUCGGUGGUGGCUUGCCACGCAUGACAAUGGCAGCAGUGCGGCAGCAUCACUGUGAGAGCAAUGCAAUCAAGACAGUCACGCUGAACAAUGGAGCCAAAAUGCCAAUGAUUGGUAUUGGAACGUGGUUGGCGAGACCAGGAGAAGUUCAUGCUGCCAUAGCUGAAGCUCUGAAAAUAGGCUACAACCAUGUUGACUGCGCCCAUGUCUAUUAUAAUGAAGAGGAGGUCGGUGCAGCGCUCGAGAUGGCCUUCUCCUCAGGCUACAUCAAGCGAGAAGACCUCUGGAUCACGAGCAAAUUAUGGUGUGCUGACUUUGCACCCGACGAUGUUCUGCGGGCAUGUGAGCGAACGCUGAAAGACCUGCGUGUCGAUCACCUUGACCUUUACCUGAUGCAUUGGCCAAUCAGAAUACGGAAAGGUGCUGCUCAGCCAGGACAGAUUGAUCCGUCGGACCAGCUGGGCUACUCUCGUGACAUGGUGGUCGAAACAUGGCGGGAGAUGGAGAAGCUUGUAGAGCGUGGCCUGGUACGCGCCAUUGGCGUGUCAAACUUCACGGAGCGAAAGCUGUUCAACUUCCUUGAGGACAUCAAAACAAAGCCAGCCGUUCAUCAAGUCGAGUGCCACCCAUACUUUCAACAGCGAAAGAUGAAGGAAUUCUGCAAGAAAUCAGGCAUCCAGUUCCAAUCCUAUUCCCCGCUCGGUGCACCGGAGAGACCGCCGCGUAAUCGCGAGGCCAAUGCACCGCUUGUGAUGGCCGACCCAGCACUGAAGGAGAUUGCUGCCAAGCACAGCUGCUCAGUUGCCCAGGUGGCCAUCGCCUGGCAGUACCAGAGUGGAGUUCCACUGCUCGUCAAGUCCGUACACGCAGAACGCAUAGCUCAGAACCUGGCCGCCAAGGACAUCCACUUGGAAGAGGGAGACAUGGCGGCCAUCGAUGCUCUGGACCGUAACGCUCGCCUGCUGUUUGGGCGCUUUGGCUACAAGGCCAACCAGACGGUCGAGGACUUCUGGGAUGGUGAGAAUAUCAAGCCCAACAGCCUCGCCUGAUGUGAUCCGGUCACCCCCCAGGACCAUGGCUCACACAGAGGAGCUGACUCGACAACAGGCUUGUAACAGAAUGACCAUGUAAAGCGUGCAUCUGUAAUUCGAUUUUUGGUUGCUAGCUCCUACAUUGGGCCUAUUUCCGAUGCAGAAUUUAAAUUGACAAUUCACUAUUUUUCUUUUUUUCCCAAAAUACUAUAAUUAUUUUUUCUAAAAUUCUUUAAAAAACGGCUCAAAGUUUCCUUGAUACUGUGUAUGUAACCAAAUAACAAACAUGUGCGAGGCAUUCAAAUAAAAUAGUAUAGAUGGAUAAGAGAGAAAGCUUUAUGUUCUAGUGCAGUAGCAUAUUUGUUGUCAAGGUGAAACGGCUUAUGUUUCUUCAAGGGAACAAUGAACGUAUUUAAAAACCUGAAUGACUGACUAUUCA
This is a messenger RNA of Sycon ciliatum, 1768 nucleotides long. RefSeq lists its product as uncharacterized. The transcript is spliced from 10 exons. Gene Ontology annotation, cellular component: cytosol. The coding region runs from base 121 to 1347 and encodes 408 amino acids. Lineage: Eukaryota; Metazoa; Porifera; Calcarea; Leucosolenida; Sycettidae. The record is from RefSeq and is a predicted model, not a curated record. Gene Ontology annotation, molecular function: aldose reductase (NADPH) activity.